Messenger RNA from Zootoca vivipara (common lizard), 8719 nucleotides. The record is from RefSeq and is a predicted model, not a curated record. NCBI's taxonomy places the organism in Eukaryota, Metazoa, Chordata, Lepidosauria, Squamata, Lacertidae.
UUCGUUCCCCUCAGUCUGUUUGAACAGGAAGGCGGACAUAUUUGUGUGAGUCUGCCCUCCUUGACUAGCUGCUGAGGCAGCGGCGGCCGCCCCGGGGCCUCGCCGUUCUUCUCUUCGCCUCCUUCGGUUCGGCUUCCCUCACGAUUUGGGAGCAGCGGCUCCUCCUCCUCCGCCAGUCGCAGCUGCGGAACAGGGGCGGCAGCAGCAGCAGGGUCGAGCGGAGUCGGGAGUCCAGCGGCCGCACCAGCUUCUCUCCCCCCCACCCCACCCCCACCGCCCGCCCCGAGAGAGAAAGAGAGACGUGAAGCCCGGCGGAGUGCGAGGGAGCGCGGCUGCUGUCGGGAAAGAAAGAGCGGGGAGGAGGAGGAGAGAGAGCGGCAUAGAGGCGACGAGCGGCCGCGGAGGACCUGAGGAGGGGAAAGGGGAAAAAAGGAGGCGCGGGAAGGGAAGAUGCCUUAGCCGUUACGCGGCCGUUGCUGGAGCCGCGCGUGUCCAGAGGGCAAGGCGGAGGCGGCCGCCCUUCUCUUUCUCUCUCCCCACCCCCGUGUCGCGGCCUAUUCUGCAGCUGGCAACCUCCCGCCUCCCCCCGCUGCUGCAGCUCGGCGAAGCCGUGCCCUCCUCCUCCCUCAGGCCCGCGUCUCCACGGAGGGAGCUGCCCGGCCCCCGCCGCCGCCGCCGGUGACGCUCUGCUGAGAAAGUUUCCUGUUUUCAUGCUAGGCCUCUCCUCUCUCUUUUUUCCCCUUUCCUCCCCUUGUUUCAAAGAAGUUGCUGCUGGGUAGCUGGCAUCGGAGAGGAGGAGGAGGAGGAACCGCUACGCUGGCUGCCAGGGCGGCUGGGAAAAUGUGGCUGCAGAGGCACGGGGGCCCAGGCUGGAGGCGAGAGGAGACUGGCAGGGCUGUGGCUGCAGCCUAGGCGCUGAAGAAGGGGCAGCGGGGAAGGACUGCUCCGCAUCCCCAACCCCCCCCCCUACGGGAGGGGGUAGCGCCUUUGCUCCCGUUUUCGGCUUUAGCUCUCUUUCGCGCGAGGAUGUGUGGCAGGGAGAGCAUGAGGGACAACCCCAGCGCAUCCCCAGACCUCCUUUGAGAAAGGAGGACUAGGAGAGCCAGCUCAGGGAGCACUCCUGUUUCGUUUUUUCUUUUCGUUUUUUCUGUGGAUUAAUAAAGCGAUCACCUCUUCAGCACCAUGUCGACGGGAGAAAGCUUUGACUCUCGGUUUGAGAAAAUCGGAAUGAUGAUAAAGGAUCCCAAAUCUGAAGUGAACUCGGACUGCUUAUUGGAUGGAUUAGAUGCAUUGGUGUACGAUUUGGACUUUCCUGCCUUAAGAAAAAAUAAAAACAUAGACACCUUUUUAAACAAAUAUAAAGACACAAUAAACAAAAUCAGAGAUCUGCGUAUGAAAGCUGAAGAUUAUGAAGUGGUGAAAGUGAUUGGCAGAGGUGCAUUUGGGGAAGUUCAGUUGGUAAGACACAAGUCAUCACGGAAGGUUUAUGCCAUGAAGCUUUUGAGCAAGUUUGAAAUGAUAAAAAGAUCAGAUUCUGCAUUCUUUUGGGAAGAAAGAGAUAUCAUGGCAUUUGCGAAUAGCCCUUGGGUUGUGCAGUUAUUUUAUGCAUUCCAAGAUGACCGCUACCUUUACAUGGUGAUGGAAUACAUGCCUGGUGGGGACCUAGUGAAUUUAAUGAGCAACUAUGAUGUUCCUGAGAAAUGGGCAAGAUUUUAUACUGCAGAAGUUGUUCUUGCAUUAGAUGCAAUUCACUCAAUGGGCUUUAUUCACAGAGAUGUAAAGCCUGAUAAUAUGCUGCUAGAUAAAUCUGGUCAUUUAAAACUAGCAGAUUUUGGUACCUGUAUGAAGAUGAAUAAGGAAGGCAUGGUACGAUGUGAUACAGCUGUUGGAACGCCAGACUAUAUAUCCCCAGAAGUAUUAAAAUCUCAAGGUGGUGAUGGUUACUAUGGACGAGAAUGUGACUGGUGGUCAGUUGGUGUCUUUUUGUAUGAAAUGCUUGUGGGGGAUACACCUUUUUAUGCAGAUUCUUUGGUUGGAACAUACAGUAAAAUUAUGAACCAUAAGAAUUCUCUUAGCUUUCCAGAUGAUAAUGAUAUUUCAAAAGAUGCAAAAAAUCUUAUUUGUGGCUUUUUAACUGACAGGGAAGUCAGAUUAGGCCGAAAUGGUGUGGAAGAAAUCAAGCGACACCCUUUCUUCAAAAAUGACCAGUGGUCUUGGGAAAACCUUAGAGACACUGUAGCACCUGUUGUGCCUGAUUUAAGUAGUGAUAUUGAUACUAGUAACUUUGACGAUUUGGAGGAAGAUAAAGGAGAAGAAGAAACAUUUCCUAUACCAAAAGCAUUUGUUGGCAACCAGCUGCCUUUUGUAGGAUUUACUUACUACAGUAACCAUCAGUAUUUAUCUAGCUGUACAGCAAACUCAAAUGACAACAGAGCAAGCACCAAUGUAGAUAAAAGUUUGCUGGAAUCUCUGCAGAAAACUAUCUAUCAACUUGAAGAACAGCUACAUAAUGAAAUGGAACUGAAAGAUGAAAUGGAACAAAAAUUCAGAACGUCAAACAUUAAAUUAGAUAAGAUAAUGAAGGAAUUAGAUGAAGAGGGCAGUCAGAGAAAAAAUUUGGAAUCAACAGUUACUCAGGUUGAAAAGGAAAAUAUGCUUCUGCAACAUAGAAUAAAUGAAUAUCAAAGAAAAUUUGAUCAGGAGAAUGAGAAACGUCGAAAUGUAGAAAAUGAAGUGUCAACGCUAAAAGAUCAGUUGGAAGACUUAAAAAAAAUCAGUCAGCAUUCACAUAUUACAAAUGAAAAAAUAACGCAGUUGCAAAAGCAACUUGAAGAGGCCAAUGAUUUACUGAGGACAGAGUCAGAUACUGCAGCAAGAUUGAGAAAGAGUCACACAGAAAUGAGCAAGUCAGUAAGUCAGUUUGAAGCCCUAAACAGAGAAUUGCAAGAGAGAUGCAGAAUCCUGGAAAACACAAAAUUACAAGUGGAAAAAGACUAUUAUCAACUUCAAGCUGCAUUGGAAGUGGAAAGAAGGGAUAGGAGUCAUGGAUCAGAAAUUAUUGGAGAGCUACAAGCUCGGGUUACAUCUUUACAAGAAGAAAUCAAAGGUUUAAAGAACAAUCUUGAAAGAGUGGAAGAAGAAAGAAAGCAGGCCCAGGACAUGUAUAAUAAUUCUGAAAAGGAAAAGAAUAAUUUAGAAAUUGAUCUAAACUACAAACUCAAAAUAUUACAGCAGCGUUUAGAGCAAGAAGUAAAUGAGCAUAAUAUAAAUAAAGCUCGUUUAACUGACAAGCACCAGUCAAUAGAAGAGGCCAAGUCAGUUGCAAUGUGUGAAAUUGAAAAAAAGGUGAAAGAAGAGCGAUCAGCAAGAGAGAAGGCAGAAAAUCGAAUAGUCCAGAUUGAAAAACAAUGUUCCAUGCUAGACUUUGACUUGAAGCAAUCUCAACAGAAGCUGGAGCACCUUAGUGAGCAGAAAGAGAGACUAGAAGAUGAGGUUAAGAAUAUCACACUUCAGCUGGAGCAUGAGAUUAAUAAGAGAGUGAUGACACAGAAUGACCUGAAGAUUCAUGCUAUAGAGGCAGAUAACUUAAAAAGUUCUGAGAAGCAGCUAAAACAGGAGAUCAACACGUUGUUGGAAGCAAAGAGAUUAGCAGAAUUUGAGUUGGCUCAACUGGCAAAGCAGUACAGAGGGAAUGAAGGCCAGAUGCGUGAACUGCAAGAUCAACUAGAAGCCGAACAGUACUUUUCUACUCUAUACAAAACUCAGGUUAAAGAACUUAAAGAAGAAAUUGAGGAGAAGAAUAAAGAAACUCAGAAAAAAAUACAGGAAUUACAAAAUGAGAAAGAAACUCUUGCUGCACAGUUAGAUCUGGCUGAAACAAAAGCUGAAUCUGAGCAGUUGGCCCGAGCUCUCCUUGAGGAGCAGUAUUUUGAAUUGACUCAGGAGAGCAAGAAAGCCGCAUCACGAAACAGACAAGAAAUUGCCGAUAAGGAUAAUAUUGUAAGCCGGCUUGAAGAAACAAAUAAUACAUUAACCAAGGAUGUGGCAUUUCUAACAAAAGAAAAUUCUGAACUAAAUGAGAAGAUUAAGAAACUGGAGGAAGAUUAUAUAUUGAAAAAGGAAGAAGAAAUAAAUACUAUAAAAAUGCAAUAUGAAAAGAACUUGAACACUGAAAGAACCCUUAAAACACAGGCUGUCAACAAACUGGCUGAAAUUAUGAAUCGAAAAGAUUUUAAGCUAGAUAGAAAGAAAGUAAACAUGCAAGACUACAAGAAAAAAGAGAAGGAAAAUCGGAAGUUACAAUUGGAACUUAACCAAGAAAAAGAGAAAUUUAAUCAGAUGGUAAUAAAAUACCAGAAGGAGCUUAAUGAAAUUCAAGCGCAAAUUGCGGAAGAGUCUGCACAUAAGAACGAACUUCAGAUGCAGUUGGAUAGCAAGGAAAGUGAUAUAGAACAACUGCGCAGUAAAAUUAAUGACUUACAACUAGGCAUGGACUCAACUAGUGUUGCCAGCCUUCCACCAGAUGACACUGAUGGAAAUGUUAUAGAGUCAAGAAUGGAGGGCUGGCUUUCAAUACCAAACAAAGGAAAUAUAAAACGUCAUGGAUGGAAGAAACAGUAUGUUGUGGUCAGCAGCAGAAAGAUUUUGUUUUAUAAUGACGAACAGGACAGAGAACAUUCUAAUCCAUCCAUGGUAUUAGAUAUAGAAAAAUUAUUCCAUGUGCGACCAGUAACACAGGGAGAUGUCUACAGAGCGGAAACUGAGGAAAUUCCUAAAAUAUUCCAGAUUCUAUAUGCCAAUGAGGGCGAGUGCCGAAAAGAUUUGGAAGCAGAACCAGUUCAGCCACCAGAGAAGACAACCUUUCUGAAUCAUAAAGGUCAUGAAUUCAUCCCAACAUUAUACCACUUUCCAGCCAACUGUGAGGCUUGUGCCAAGCCCCUCUGGCAUGUAUUUAAGCCACCACCUGCAGUAGAAUGUCGGCGAUGCCAUGUUAAGUGCCAUAGAGAUCACUUGGAUAAAAAGGAAGAAUUAAUUGCACCAUGUAAAGUGAGUUAUGAUGUAACUUCAGCAAGAGAUAUGUUGUUGUUAGCCCCCUGUCAAGAAGAUCAAAAGAAAUGGGUUUCUCAUUUAGUAAAGAAGAUCCCCAAGACACCACCAUCCAGUUUUGUUCGUGCUUCCCCCAGAACUCUUUCCACAAGGUCUUCAGCAAAUCAGUCAUUCAGAAAAGUUAAGAAUGCAUCUGGAAAAGCUAGGUCAAAGGAGUAUGGAUCUGUGGGGGACAUUACCCAUUCAGAAAACUCAAGUUACUGUUAACAAUAUAUGCAGCACUCCAUGGAAUCUGGCUGAGUCUGAGAAAGCUGUGCUUUUUUCCCGCCAUACAGGGCAGUGCAGACUGGUUGUUUGUUCCCAUGCAAUUAUCACAGGCUUCAGGGCUAAGACUGCUAUUACUCUCUCCUCCUUGCUUUGGCACAAAAAGCACGCUGAGGGUGUCUUAUUGCGGGUUUGCCUUAAGGUAGAUUAGAUUAAUUAUUACUAUGUAAUGCAAGUAAAAGCAAAUAAAGCUUAGCUAGAAAUAAGUUUAAACUGCUGCCUUUUUGGAUUUCUAAAAAAUAAAACCGCCAGCUAAUCAUGAUGGAAUGCAGUGAGCUUUUCUUGUAUUAAUGAGAAUAAGAGGACUAUUUACCCUGUGGGAAGGAUAUUUAUAUCAAGAUAAGCACACAAAUAUGAGGAUAGAAAGAAGGUAUCUCAAACUGAGGACUGAAUUUUCUUUGAAGACUCGAAGUUGUGCAGAAAACAGCAAAAUUUGCUUGAAAACAAAUAUAAUCACUUGUGCCUUUUCUGCAUUGUUGUUAAUGCUAAUAAUUCAUCAUGACAGCUCAAGGUGUUAAAUAUUUUGCUUUACAAAAUACUGAUUCUGCAUAUUUGUAAAGGGGGAGAAAAUGAGUAAUUGCAUGUAAUCUAUGCAUUGUUGCCAAGCCAUACAGAAUUUUACUUCUAGAGGCAUUAGAAACUAAGUUAAAACAACCAGGUUUAGAAGCAUAUUUUGGUACAUAUUUUUUUCUAUAAUUUGUAUAACAUAUUGCAUUAACAAUUUGAAGUGCUAAUUAUAGCAAAUACACACACCCCACAAAAUGUAUGCACUGUUUGAAAUGUAAAUUAUUGUUAGAACACUUUUAACGGAUGUUGCCCUUUUAGUGCCUUAAUUUGUUUUACUGCCAUGUCAAAUAAGUGUAGAAAUCUCAAAUACCUAUUAUGUGUCAGUGGUUUUAUUGAUCAAAGUAUUGUAGAAGCUAGUUCCAUUUUCAUGUGUACAAUUUUAAAUGAAAUUGCCUGUUACCAAGAGAGAUUUUAAUCAUAAAUACAAAAAGUAACAAAUGCUUGUACCACGAAUUUGAAACACCUAGAACACUUUAAAAUUCCAGAUAAUACAGGAAUUAAGUACAUUUUAAGCUCUUGCUUUGUAGCAGGAAUAUUAUUGUGGUAUGAACAGUAUGGCUUAUUUUAUUUUUUAACCAAAUACCUCUUCAGUAACUUAUAACAGCUUUGCAGUUGUGUAUUAAAUAAGAAGCACUGGAAAACUGAUUCGUCUACAUGACGAUUUGCAUGUUUAAAGUGGUAUUGAAAGCCACACUAAUAGAUAUGUAAUAAGCAUAUCUGUUAUUACUAUGGUAAUGACUCGUGCUCAUUUAAUACAAAAUAAAACUAAUUUAUGGAAGAACUAUUUUGAACAUGACUGUGGUAUUUUUCUCCAGAAUACACUUCUUAGGAAGUUUGGGAAAUUAUGAUGCUUUACAAACAGAUAACUGUCAGCAUAUUUAAAUCUGAUAUGAACUUGAUAAAAAAAUUUAAUUACAUUUUUAUAAUGUCAUACUACAUUUUAAUACAGGGUAAAGUAGAAAAAAAUUCAUAGGACUUUGAAGAAUUUAUUUUGAUAUGUGAAUUGUUAAAUCCCAUUUAGUAAGCACAUAAUGACUUUCAUCAAAAGGAAAUUAUACCAGGUACACAGCUCUUAAAAGAGAAUAUUUACAUAUAUUUUAAUUUAUAAUUAAGUCAUGAUUAGUAGUAAAAACCUGUCAAGCUUAUUCUGCACUCUUUGGAAGUCAGUGAUACUGUGCUAUUCCUAAACAGAAGUAGCAUGGACUCUUAAUUAGAUGAUGAGAUGGGGAUGGCCAGAGAAGACUGACAACAAAUUAAGAGUUGGGUUGUAGCAGGGCAGACCAAGAAGAAGGUCAGAAUUGUUCAGGAACAGAUUUUCUUAAAUCGGGCGUUGAGGAAGGAGAGGAAAAUGGUUUGAGGAAGGAAAAGGAAAGACGGAAUGGAGGGCGGUAUGGCUAAGCUGCCAAAAGCAGCAACUGGGAGGGAGAGACACAGGAGAGAAGGCAAUAGAUGAGCUUGUGACAGCCACAGAGUAAGAAUUGGUGUGAGAGGGAACAUGCAAGAAGAGGUGGAGCAGAGAGGUGGACCACUGUAAGUUCUUAAAACUGAACAGGGAAGCAACACUGGAAAUAAGUGGGGGCUGAUAUGGCCAAAGUGAAGGAAGGAUGAACCCACCUUAAGGAGAAGAAAACGGAUAAAGGCCAGCAAGUGAUUUGGGCAGAUAGUGAUUUUGGUGCUUGCUUCCCCUGGUUCAACGGGUGCGGGUUUUUUAUUCUGUUUUCUUGAUUAAAGUUGUAUAAUUGUACACUGUUUCCAUGAAGAUGGAUAGAAAAUAAAUGUUUAUUUACAGAUGGGUAUAAACAUUACCUGUAAAUGUGCAAUUUACAGCCUUUUUGCCAGAUUAAGAAUUUUGGUAGAGGGGAUGAGGGGUGCCUAGGAGGGAGGAUAAGAGAGUACUCACAAUACAUAUGGUAGCUUAAUAGCAACAGAACUAACAUAGAAUUUGAUAGGAGAGGGAGAAGGGUAUUGAUGCAGAACAAUACUGAUCCUUGCUGAAAGCUAUGUGGUGACAUUUCAUGAGUGUUCGCCUGUUACAUUCUGGAGAAUUAUGCCUAAGCCCCAAAUUUAGGGUGCCCAAUUGGUUUCAUCUCCAGGGCAUAUUGUUAUAUUCAGGAAUCAAUUCCUAUGGUGCGUAGGUGAACCUGUUGAAAUAUUGAUUCCUGCCCAGUUCUGAAUUUGGUAUCAGGCCUCUCCUCCACGCAAUAUUGUGAGUUAAUGUUCCCAUUUAAGUUAUGUAUUGUAUCAAGAUCUGAUAUAUUUUCUCAGUAUUGUUUGUUUUCACUGUGCUGUUUUGUUCUCUGGUGUUCCUCAACCCAUAUGUAUAUAUCUUCUACCUUAUCAGUCCACUUCAUGAAUCAUUUGGAGUAGCUGUUGCCUGUAAAACAUUAUGCUGCAAUAAACCAAUGAGUCUGUAAAAUGUCACACAAGUUCAUUAUUGUUUCUUUAGAAUGCUAUGGCUACUAUUAUGGAUGAAGUGUGUUCUCAAUAAUCAGAACAAUAAACAUCUGCUACAUAUACGGUAAUUCUUAGAAUAUGAAUUUUGUAGGGGAAAAGAAAGUAUAGAAUUAAGAGAACAAUUGGAAAAACCACCUAUUGAUAAAUAUUCAUUGGGCCUAACAGAGUGUAGACUUUUCCUCAACCCUCUGGAGACAGAAGGAAGAGUUGGACUAGAGGAAAUUCUUAUCUUGAGAGAAGGCUGUUGGAAGAUUUAAAGCUGGCAGUUCAGUGACUCCAAGACUUACUGUGCUGCUUACUCACAGCCAGGUGCAUGAGGUGGCCAUUU